Amblyraja radiata (thorny skate) is the source of this 2991-nucleotide messenger RNA. RefSeq names its product protein phosphatase, Mg2+/Mn2+ dependent, 1H (gene ppm1h). NCBI's taxonomy places the organism in Eukaryota, Metazoa, Chordata, Chondrichthyes, Rajiformes, Rajidae. Gene Ontology annotation, molecular function: [pyruvate dehydrogenase (acetyl-transferring)]-phosphatase activity. The transcript is spliced from 10 exons. The record is from RefSeq and is a predicted model, not a curated record. Bases 256 to 1785 code for a protein of 509 amino acids. Gene Ontology annotation, cellular component: mitochondrion. Gene Ontology annotation, biological process: protein dephosphorylation.
UCAUCACAUGACAAAGCCGAUCAUGGCUUUAUUUCCGCGUUCACACAGCUCGCCAGUCUGAACCGUUCUCCCGGCUUCUCCCUUCCCUCUCCCUCUCUCUCUCUCCUUUCCGUUUCCCCCUCCGCAGUUGUAGGGUUGGGAUCUCUCUCUCUCGCUCUCUCUUACCUGAAUAGGAGAAAACGAAAAGAAGGCAGCAGCAGCAAUAAAGGAGAUACGAGCCUGCUCCUUAAAGCGAGGGGGGCUCUCAGCAAUAACAUGCUCACCCGAGUGAAAUCUGCCGUGGCCAAUUUCAUGGGAGGCAUCAUGCCGGGCAACGCCAGCGCUGAGCAUAUCAAUGGCACCGAGCUGCCCAUGAAAUUUCCUUACAGCAGGCCGGAGUUCCUGGGACUCUCGCCGGAUGAGAUCGAGUGCUCUGCAGACCACAUCGCAAGACCCAUCCUCACGGUAAAAGAAAACCAGAGGCUGCCCUGGUCAACGGGCUACGCAGAGGUGAUUAAUGCAGGGAAAAGCACGCACAAUGAAGACCAGGGAUCAUGUGAAGUGGUGACAGUGAAGAAGAAAGCAAGUGCUCAGAGCACACCAAGUAAGAACUCUUCAGUCAAAAGGAGGUCUUCAUUGCCAAAUGGUGAAGGGUUACAGAUUAAAGACAACUCAGAGUCGGAGGGGAUGUCAUUCAACUACUGGGCUCUAUUUGAUGGGCAUGCAGGAGCGGGCGCUGCCAUUGUGGCCUCCAAAGUCCUCCAUCACAAGAUCGCGGAGCAUCUUCAAGACGUGAUGGGCGUGCUGCGCAACUCAGCGGUUCUGCCCCCGACCUGCCUCAACGAUGAGCCGGAGGUGGUGACCAACACAAGGACGUUAACCAGAGCGGCCUCGCUGCGGGGGUCAAUGGGGACCCCGGGGUCACCGUGCAGCCCUCCCACCCGCUUCUUUAUCGAGAAGAAAAUUGCACAUGAGGGUUUGGUUAUUGGAGCAAUGGAAAAUGCUUUUAAAGAAAUGGACACUCAAAUUGAACAAGAGAGAAGGGUUUACAAUAUCUCAGGUGGAUGCACUUCCUUGGUUGUGAUAUUUCUGAUGGGCAAGCUUUACGUUGCAAAUGCAGGGGAUAGCAGGGCCAUUAUUAUUCGAAAUAGAGAAAUCGUUCCAAUGUCUUCAGAGUUCACGCCAGAAUCAGAAAGACAACGACUCCAGUACUUGGCCUUUUUGCAACCACUUUUACUGGGGAAUGAAUUUACCCAACUAGAGUUUUCCAGAAGAGUGCAGCGCAAAGAACUUGGGAAGAAAAUGCUUUUCAGGGAUUUCCACAUGACUGGCUGGGCCUAUAAAACCAUCGAAGAAGAUGAUCUAAAGUUUCCUUUGGUAUACGGGGAGGGAAAGAAGGCACGUGUGAUGGCAACCAUUGGUGUGACCCGAGGAUUUGGAGACCAUGAUUUGAAGGUUCACGAUUCAAAUAUUCACAUAAAGCCCUUUCUCUCAAGCAUACCUGAGGUAAGAGUCUACGAUUGUAUAGAGCAAGAACACGACGCGGACGACACACUGGUCCUAGCCACGGAUGGCCUCUGGGACGUUCUGUCAAAUAAAGAAGUGGCUGAUGCUAUCACCAGCUUUCUUGCUAACUGUGAUCCCGAUGACCCACACAGGUACACUCUGGCAGCCCAGGACUUGGUGAUGAGAGCCAGAGGAGUUUUGAAGGACCGAGGAUGGAGGAUAUCAAAUGAUAGGCUUGGCUCAGGGGACGACAUCUCUGUCUAUGUCAUUCCACUUUUGCAGGGGAAUAAGUGGACAUGAUAAUGAAUAUAGCAUGUUAGGGGUAGUUUUUGUUUUGCUGUGCCCCGUAAUAAUAUUGAUGGAGGAUUUCCUUUGAUUUUGUUACUUGUAGCAAAGAUUACCUAUGCAGUUUUACUACAAAUAGAAAACAAUAGGAAAUCUUUAAGGUAGCCAGAAAGUGAGGCAGGAGGACCAGAAUUGAUUCAAGCAAGUCUUAUGAAAAGUCAGGAGAUUAAUAAACUGCGCAUCAGCAGAUUCCAUUGCAGUUCAACUUUCGUAAUUCUUAAAUUCCAUUUGUUUUUUUUAGUUUUUUUCCUGCAAUCAAGUAAAAAUAUCCUGUAUAAAUCUAAAAGGAAGUAUAUUUAUCAAAAUCUCUGGAGUCUUUAUGUUAUGAAAAUUUUGAUGUAUAUUUUCCAAGUGCUGUAAUGUUAGUGGAAGAUAAUUUAUUUGUUUGCCCUGUGUUUAGCAUUCUUUAUAUGAUCUGUAUGGCAAUCCCUUAAGGGGAAAUGAUGUAAUAGUGGAGUAAAUAUUGUUUCAAUUUUUAUGGCUUUGUUUAAAGAUAAAAUCCAUUAGACAUCAUACUUCAUUGAAAAAUACUAUAAAGCACCAACUGUUGUAUAUAUAUCGGCAACUGCAGGACAAGAUAUGUAAAUCUGCUGGUUAUUUUUGUAAAAUGAUUUUCUUUUAAGUAUUGAGUAGAGAUGAGCCAAGAUUUCCAACAGGCUUUCAUAAAUUUGUCUAUUGUCAUUGUCAACAUAUAUUGCACUUAUCAUGAAAGAAAAUUUGAUUGCACAGUUCUGUUCUUGGGUUCCUCCACUGAUUAUAUUGCUUGGCAAGAGUCAAAAUGCUGCGAUAAUCACACACUACUCAUGCCAAUCUCUUACUGAAGCACCGUUCGUAGUUUUAAAGUAUUCUGCAAGUGACGUUCAUCUCAUGGAAGUAUUUCAGGUUUGAUCAAUGCUACAAUGAAAUAUUUAAUAGGUGCCAAGAGAAAAAUACUAAUUUUAAAAGAAAAUAAUUUCUGAGAUUGAAAUGUGAAUCAUUUUCAUUCCAAAGCAAUGUUAAUUUCAGCAAUAUAUUAUGUUUAUUUAUGUGUUUUAAAAGUACUGUAUAAGGCCAGAUUUGCGAUGUAAGCUACUUUAUGUACUGCAUUUGACACAAAGGUGAAUUGUAAAAUAAAGUUAUUGUUGCACUGUACAGUAAUUAAAUUUGCUUCAUGUUUAAAGA